CAGUGGAAAAGUGUCCCAUUCAGAAAUUGGCACUCGCCAAUGAUACAUCGCUUAGAAGUUUUGAAAUUUAGGGUAGAAAUGUGACUUGAGUUUGAAAUCUGUUACACCAACUCUGUGCGCUGUGCCAUAUUAUAAGCGAAUUAGUUACACGCGAAAUGUAUCUAAAGUCAUUAGUAGUUAGUUUAGUAUUAAGUGCGUUUGCAGUAAUCGACUCUGCUGCGGCUGACCACGAUGGAGCUGUGGCUAAGGUUUGCCCCAAACUGUGCACAUGUGAUAUAGUCGAAGGACUAAAACGUGCAGAUUGCAGCCAUGAGAACCUUAUCAACCCAUACACGGACGUUCCGACCGGUGUGGAAAUACUUGACUUGAGUAUAAACAAGAUAUCAGCUAUUGAAGACGAUGAUUUCAAGGACUACACCAACCUGGUGAAGCUGUUUCUCUCCGAGAACUCAAUCCAAUCAAUUUCGCUUAACGCAUUCUCUACGAUGAAAAACCUGGAGAUUCUGGACCUGUCGCACAAUCGACUGCAGCGACUACACGAAAAUAUGUUCGAGUACAAUGAAAAGCUCGUAGAUCUCAACCUAUCGAAUAAUAACUUCAUGACUCUGUAUAAUCAACCUCUGCUGAUCAGUUCAUCCAUCAUGCACCUCGAUCUCAGCGAUUGCAAAAUUCCCCAACUCUACGAACGAACGUUUGCCGGGCUGCCCGCGUUACGUACGCUAGAACUCGCCAACAACGUAAUGAUCACGUUGGCGAAAGAUCCGCUGAGUCAGCUGAAGAACCUGCGCGUGCUGAACCUGCACGACAACCAGUGGAAGUGCGACAGCGAAUCCGUACGAGCAACCGUCAACUGGCUGCGAAAGCGAGUUUCCUCCCUCCAAAUUGAGCAGUGCUUUCUAUCCCCCUUCAAGUCCAAGUCCAUGUUCGAGAAAAUGGAACUCGAUCCUCGCCAACAGGUGCCGCGCCAGGAGGUCUCCAUCGAUCAGGUUUGGGGUGGUAGCUCGACGACCGAAAAGUACUGGAACUCGCUCCAGGACAAGACCUGCUCGUACAACGAUGCCCAGCGCGAUCCGGAACGCAAGCAAACUUGCGAGGACUUUAUCGAGUGCCAGAAACGGUUCAGCGAACUCUACCACGCGUUCCUGGCCAAGGUUGACCAGCAAGGACAGGCGAACAAGUUCAAUCACCAGCUGGCCGUAACUCUGCUGACCUGUGGUGUUUUCAUCGGUGUCCUGUUCGGUUCGUUCUUCACGUAUUCCCUACUGUAUCUGGCCAGAAAGUGUCGCAAAUCCGGCGAUGAGCGACGUCCUUCAGCUACCAUGCGCCAGAUGAGACGUGAGUUUCGCGAGCGAAACAACUUUGAACAUUCCCGCCUAAACGAGUCCCCACCCCCGGACCAACUCAGCCGAAGAACCACCACCAACCUCACCCCCCAAGAACUGUCCCAAAUCUACCGCAACCACGAGCACACCCGCCAAUUCCUCGUCGAUCUCUUCUCCAAGCGUCAACCCCGCUACGUCCGCAACAACUCCCAGCUCGCGAAUCUCCAAAACCGCUAUCUCCCGCCAACACCCACCCGAAACGAACCGGGCUCACCCGUAGCCCGCACCAGCUCCAGCUUCAUCUGGCAGUCCGCGCCGAACCGCGACAACCGAACCAACGAAGAACUCGAGCGAAUGCUCACAGCAGCCGCCGGAAGCCACCAGUCGUCCAACCUGUCCGUCUGGAACAACUACUACGGCAUCGAUGAAGCGCAGGCAGCGCGGUCCGCGUCCGAACCAGCCGCCCUGUACGAGGUGGUGCCCAUCGGAACGUCCACGACGCCGCCCCCCGUGCUGCAGCGGAGCAUUUCGAUGAGGCGCGAAACGCCACCGCCCCCCUACGUGGACUGUGCCAGGUCCAUCGGGGCGGGUUCGACGACGGCGGAAACGGUGGAUGGCGUGGCGGCUCCAGGGAGCGAGUCCUAGCGCGAGAGUGGGGUUCGUCGCUGGCGGUUAGGAGUGAAGCCGUAUGGGGUUUAACAUUUGUUAUGUAUUUUAAAUUAUUCUGGCAUAAAUUAUUAUUCAAUACA
This is a messenger RNA of Culex pipiens pallens (northern house mosquito), 2071 nucleotides long. RefSeq lists its product as uncharacterized. Lineage: Eukaryota; Metazoa; Arthropoda; Insecta; Diptera; Culicidae. The transcript is spliced from 6 exons. Bases 156 to 1967 code for a protein of 603 amino acids. Gene Ontology annotation, molecular function: protein binding. The record is from RefSeq and is a predicted model, not a curated record.